Messenger RNA from Ictalurus furcatus (blue catfish), 6080 nucleotides. RefSeq names its product ATP-binding cassette, sub-family D (ALD), member 4 (gene abcd4). The record is from RefSeq and is a predicted model, not a curated record. The transcript is spliced from 20 exons. Gene Ontology annotation, cellular component: peroxisomal membrane. Gene Ontology annotation, molecular function: ATP binding; ATP hydrolysis activity; ABC-type transporter activity. Gene Ontology annotation, biological process: fatty acid beta-oxidation; peroxisome organization; very long-chain fatty acid catabolic process. The coding region runs from base 1493 to 3307 and encodes 604 amino acids. Lineage: Eukaryota; Metazoa; Chordata; Actinopteri; Siluriformes; Ictaluridae.
AAAAGAGCAUUAUUCCGAGCCGAUGCAAUGUUGGAAAUUCCGAACCGUGUUUAUGUCCUGGAACGAUUCAACAAAAGAAUCGAAUUGUUUUAUCCUAGACGAAAACUCAUGAAUCCUGUCGUCACACUGUAGAAUAGAGAAGUGUUCACCACGCUCCUGCUUGUUAAAUAUCGUAGCCAUACUGUAUACGGUACAGCGUAUGUACAGAGGACGAGGAGGGAAACGAAGUAGUCAUAAAUAAAGCUCCUCUAAUAUAACGCAGACGAGGACUAAAAUGAACGAACAAUCAGACGAACAGUAUUGUUUACUGAGCCAUGUGCUGUGUAUGCAUGGUCUUAACAAACGAAACUUAUGUUACACUUUGUUUUUUUCUUUCCUUUUCUUUCCGAUAUUACCUGUUAAUGUUUAACAGUGCCUAUUUCUAAUGCUAGGUUCACUCUUUCCCGUUUCUUUUAGAAAAAUGGUAUAACGCUGUCCAGAAUUGGUUCAGCAAUAAAUUUGACAAAUGUGACCCAAAUGAAAUAAAGAAAUAAAUAGUUCAAUAAAUAAAUACAUUGCAAUGUUUCAAGAUUCCAGAGCAGCACUGUUAGCCGUCGUAGCCGUCGUCCCGUUUCGAUCAGGAGAGGUAUCUAUGUUAAUUUUCAUUCCUGUAAAUAGUCUCUUGCGGUGGAACAUUUUUGUGCCCAUGGGAUUUAUUAUCAAAUCCUGUUAUGUUAUUAUACAUUUUAAACAAUGAAAAUAAAAACGCCAAUUCUGAUUGUUACUGCCUCUUUGAUUUGAAUUUGAAGUUGAAUUUUGGGACCCAUCUUUGAAACCUCUUUUUUUUUUUUUAAAAAAUUUGUUUUAUAUUUAUGACUAUGCUAACAGUUUAUCGUUUCUAUAGUAACAGCUUACACGGGGAGGGACGUGUACGGCGGACGCUCCGUGUGAUCUACCGCCGAUAGUAACCGUUAAUAAAAACGUCUUGUUGUUUAAUAAAGAAAAAUGUGACGUUUUCUGUAACGUUUACGGAAGGAGUCUUCAGUGUUACAAGUUUUUGUAACAAAAGAUGACAAAAUGUAACUAUAAAUGGAUAAAUAAAACAAUGCGUGACGUGUCGGUCGAUAACUGAAGGGGUUUGGUUUUAAAGCGCUGACACUGGAGACUCCUUCCGUAAAUGAAUGGAGAAUUUGACAGCGUUGUGGCGGAACCAUGACUGAAGUUCACAAAGCGCUCCAUUAGGGGGCGAUGAGCCUCACGACCUGAUAGAAGACGCAGAAAGACGACGACGAAGAAGAAGAAGACGCCCUUCGCUAAUUGGACCAACUUCGGCGUUCCUCUUCUGUAGCCGGAAGUGUUUUAUUUUCAAAGAUGUCAGUAUUUAUAGCACAGCGCGUUAGAAGAGCUGCAGUAAUUCCACACGUGGAGUGCUUGAAGGACAGAAGUAAAGAGACUAAAUGUCCGUUCUGAUUGCUGUGUAUCAUCACACUUCCGGUCUCUCUGCGUCUCUGCCAUGCCGAACCCGAGGAACUCCGGUCCCAAAAGACUGAGGUUGGACUGGAGGUUCAUCAAGAGAUUCUGCAGAAUAUUAAGAGUGCUUUUCCCGAGAUGGUGCAGUCGGAAUGUUGUCAUGUACGGCACGCUGCUCGGAGUCACUCUUUUAGUUCAGCUGGUGAUUUACCAGGUGGGUCUGAUCCCCAGUCAGUUCUUCGGCGUGUUGUCGGAGAAGAACUACGGCAAGUUUAAGGAGCUGGUGGCGUUUUCCGUCCUGCUCGUCCUGCUCAACUCUGCGCUGAAGAGUCUGGAGCAGUACAUCAGCAAUCUCCUGUACAUCAGCUGGAGGAAAUGUCUAACGCGGAGCCUCCAUCGAGAUUACUUCAGCGGACGGGUCUUCUACACCCUCAACGUCCUCCGGAAGGAUGUCGAUAACCCAGACCAGAGGAUGACUCAGGAUGCAGAGAGGUUGUGUAAUCAGUUGAGCAGCAUGGCCAGUCGACUGGUCAUUUCCCCGUUCACCAUCUCCUACUACUCAUACCAGUGCUUUAACAUCACUGGAUGGAUUGGAUUCGUCAGUAUCCUCGGAUACUUCCUGGUCGGCACCGUCGCCAACAAGUUCCUGAUCGGACCCGUCGUGUCCACAUUGGUUGAACAGGAAAAGCUGGAAGGAAACUUCAGGUUCAAGCACAUGCAGAUCAGAGUCAGUGCCGAAUCCGCGGCUUUCUACAGAGCAGGGAACGUGGAACACGUGCGGACGGACCACAGACUCCAGAGUCUCUUGCACACACAGAGGAACCUGAUCAACAGGGAGCUCCUGCUCUAUCUUGGAGUAAACACGUUUGACUAUAUGGGAAGCAUCCUCAGCUACAUCAUCAUUGCCAUACCCAUCUUUGCGGGCGUGUACGAUGGUUUGAGCCCGGAGGACAUCACCGUUCUCAUCAGCAAGAAUGCCUUUGUGUGCAUGUACCUGAUUAAUUGUUUCACGCAGCUUAUAGAUCUUUCCACGACAGUCUCCGAUGUUGCAGGUUACACCCACAGAAUUGGAGAACUACAGGAAGUGAUGAAGGACAUCAGCAGGAAGCAGGAUGAUCAAGAAGACUGUAUGCCUGUGGGGAUGGGUAACUUCGUCAGGGAUGGAGAGACCUCGCCCUCUUCCAGCGGCGCUGCUGUCGUACUGGACAAGCUGUCCUUUACGUCUCCGUUCUCCGAGGAUCUGCUGGUGAAGGACUUGAGUCUCGGGGUUUAUGAGGGAACACACCUGCUGGUGGUGGGAAACACGGGCACGGGGAAAACAUCUCUCCUCAGGGUCCUCAACCUUCUGUGGGAACCUUCUAAUGGUUCUGUUCAGAUGAACACGUGUUUUGGGCCGAGGGGAAUCAUGUUCCUGCCCCAGAAACCCUUCCUGACCGACGGCACCCUUCGAGAACAGGUGAUCUUCCCCUUAAAAGACAUCAUUCCAGACACAGGUUCCGUUGACGACGAGAGAAUUUUGCGAUACCUGGAACUGGCUGGGAUGUCCAGUCUUUUGAAGAGGACGGGAGGUCUGGACGGGAAAGUGGACUGGAACUGGUAUGAUGUUUUAUCACCAGGUGAGAUUCAGAGGCUGUGCUUUGCCAGGCUUUUCUACCUGCAGCCAAAAUACGCAGUGCUGGAUGAAGCCACCAGCGCUCUGACAGAAGAAGCUGAGGAACAGAUGUACAGGGCUUGUAAACAGCUGGGCAUGACUCUGAUAAGCCUGGGUCACCGCAGCAGCCUGAAGCAGUAUCAUGAUGUCAUGCUGAGGCUGUGUGGAGGCGGGCAGUGGGAACUCACUGAAUUGGAAACGAGGUGAAUCUCCCGACAAAAUAUGGGAUUUUCCCUCAUUUUAGGAGGGAGGAGGAGUGACAGGUUUUAUUUCGGUUCACAUUGAAAACGCGUGUAAGUAUAAUUUGCACCUGAUACACUGAUAAUCGGGUGAGGAACUCCGAGUUGGACCUGGGACUUUCCCGAUUUCCUGAUAUUUACAACGCAGCGUUUAUCGAGGCGGUGUAAUUCCACUAAUCGGUCAACAGCACUCGAUAAAAUCUGAAAUCUUUCCAAAAACAUCAAACUACACAUUACAGUUAAGUGUUAAAGGUUCUAUCCAGGAAUAUUCCAUCAUGCAUAAUUGAAUUGUACACACGUUGUAAUGAUGGCAAAGGAGACAAUCAUUUCUUUAACUGAUUCAGAUGAUUCAUUGAGUUGAUUCAGUGUUAGAAUAAACUUGAUUGGUGUUUAUUUUUGUUUCUUGUUGAAAGUGGGCGUUAAUGAAAUCCGUUGUAUUACACUUCUUCUUUUAAACUAUGCAAAAUGUAAUGCGAUGUAAUUAAAAUAUGUAAAAUCAUGUCACAAAUCUGUCUUCAAGACCUAUGAAUCAGUGUGCGUAAUGAUGUGGACGUUCCUCCUUUAAAGCCUGAGUGACCGUACGUGGAUUAUAUAACGUUAGGUUUGACAUAAUUAUAUAUUUGUUUUGAAUAUAAAUAGGUUUAAAAACGUCUGCAUAAAAAUUGAAAAAUACAGGAAGGUGUAUGUAGUUAAUUUUUUUUUUUUAUAAAUGAAAUAACGGUACAGACGAAUUUAGCAGUUUUCCAAUCAGCCAGUCAAAAGUUUUAAAGUUUAAAAGUUCACGUUGGGAAUCAGAAUGGCAAAAUGUCUUUGACCGUGUCAUGGUUGGUGCUACUAAAUCAUCAAAUGACUGCUGAAGCCAUGGUCUGCUUACAGAGAGCUUACAAACCUGUAUGGUGUCUCGUUUGUCGAAAGAGAUCAAUCAGUAGAGGGGUAGAGAAGAAUUUCCGAAGACUUAAGAACACCGUCAUCAACAAGUGGAGAAAAUGGGGCACCACAGUGACAUCAAAAAGAACAAGACGUCCCUCUAAAAUUUACAAAAGGGGAAGACAAAAACUUACCAGGGAGGCUGCCGAGAGACCUACGGCAACAUUAAAGGAGCUGCAGGAACAUCUCACGAGUACUGAUUACUCUCUGCAUGUGACGACAAUCUCUUGUAUUCUUCACGGGUCUGGGCUAUGGGGUAGGGUGGUUAGACGGAAGCCCUUUCUCACAAAAAACACCCAAGCCUGCCUAAAUCACCCCAAACCAUGUGGUAAAAUGUUAUGAUCUGAUAAGACCAAUACCAAAAGGUACAAUAAUUCCAAAAUUUCAAAGGUUCGUUUAGUGCUUAAAAAAAAUCACCAAAAGAACACUAUACACCAACGGUGAAGCAUGGUGGUGGAAGUGUCAUGCUAAAGGGCUGCUUUUCUUCAGCCAGUUCUGCAGGAUUUAUCAAGAUGGAGGGAAUCAAGAAUAGCAGCCCUUAAUAUCGAAACCUUCAGGUGUCUGCUAUUAAGCAGGAGUUUCACCGUUCAGCACGAUAACGAUGCAAAACAUACAACCAAAUCAGCAAAGGAACGGCUUCACCAGAAGAAGAGUGAUGUUUUUGAAUGGCCAGAGACCAGACCUGAAUCCAACAAAAAAUCUGCAGGGUGACCUGAAGCGGGAUGUGCACAGGUGAUACCCUUACAAUUCUAGAUGGAUCUAGAAUGUUUUUUGCAGGAAAGAGUGGGGAAAUAAGUCGAGAUGUGCCAUGCUGAUUGACUCUUACGCAAAAAGACUGAGCGGUGUAAUAAAAUCAAAAGGUGCUUCAAUGAAGUACAAGUUCAGGGGUGUGCACAAUUUCACACUGAAGGUGGGAAAAGAUCUGACAUGACUUCUCUUCGGGUCAUUCUUUUACUUCACAAAAACCUGCCAUUUUAAUCGGGGUGUGCAGACUUUUUAUACAUCCACUGUGUAUUGGAUCGGUCCAAGUUCUAGAAAACUGUGAACCAGAGAUACAAGAACUAUUAUGCGAGACGUUAAUUCCGUAUCCAGUCUGUUGGGGGCGCCAUGCUGGGAAUGUCCAUAGGAAGAUUCUCCAGCAGGUGUGGAAAGAUUUGGAGACACUAGACUAGGUGUCCUGUCGAGCUCUGCUCUGGGUCGACACUGUGCUACGACCACAUGACGCACGUGAUGAAUCAUUUAGUAACAGAGUGUCCAGGUUGUCAACAAUUACAGCACUGAAACUUAUUUAUAGUGGUGUAGUAAUCAGUUAUCUUUUAAUUACAUAAUACUUAUCACUUUGUAGCAGCUGUUUCAUGCGACAAAUAAUAGGUUUACAUGUGCGCUAAUUUUAUUUUGGGAAAUGGUGCCAUAUGCCAGUGCCUUGUGGGGGUGGUUUUCAUUAUUAUUUUUUAUUUUUUUCUCCUUGCAAUGAUGUCAUGCUUCUUGUAUUGGAAACUUGUAUGAUAUUCCAGAUUCAAGGGCAUCCAGGGAUUGUUUAGCAGAGCUUCCUUCACAAGUUUGACAGUUGUCCUAGUGUGCUUUCAUUUAGUAUUACUUUUUUAAUCUCAAAUGGGCCCAAAAAAAAAGAUACUAAAUAAAACCACCACUAAUUCAGAACAUACAUCUUUCUUUUGCCUUGUUUUUCCCCUCCUAUGUUUGUGUUCCUGUUUUGCUGCCAAAUUAUGUGUGAUUUAUUCAUGGAAAGAAAAAAACAAACCCUUUCUGACUCUAGGAGUGGCUUUAAUUUUAAAAAAAAAGGAAAAAAAAAGUUA